Messenger RNA from Danio rerio (zebrafish), 2230 nucleotides. RefSeq names its product RAN binding protein 9 (gene ranbp9). The record is from RefSeq and is marked provisional. Lineage: Eukaryota; Metazoa; Chordata; Actinopteri; Cypriniformes; Danionidae. Gene Ontology annotation, cellular component: cytoplasm; nucleus; plasma membrane.
UUUUUGCCCGAUUUCGUCUGUCCGUUCGGCUGGAUGUCGUCUUAAAUAACACGGAUCAACUUUCUGGACGUCUGUUAUGUUUUUGUAAGCUGCCGUUUCGCUCUGUUGGCGUGAUUAAUUCCCUCUAGCGUCUUGCUAACUCUAUCAGAGAGGCUGUUUGCGGGCUAAUCGCAGUUAGCUGGCUGGCUAGCCGUCCGAUCCGAAUAAAACAAGCCCGAAAUCUCGGCGGCUCUUCUCCUGCGGUGUCUGACAGUGGUCGCCUGGGCCACUGGACACUGUUAGAAAGCUGUCCAGCUAAAGAUAGCUGGCAAGCUGUUGGUAUCGACGGCAGGAAUCGGAUCGCGAUGUCAGGACCGUCAUCGGGCUGUGGGUUUCUGAUGUCGGUUGUUGUUCACGGAGACUUGGCUCUCAACGAGCAGGAAAAAGAGCUCAACCAGCGGCUUAGACGCCUUUACCCAGCCGUCAACGAACAGGAGACCCCACUGCCCAGAUCCUGGAGCCCCAAAGACAAAUUCAGCUACAUCGGCCUGUCUCAAAACAACCUCCGGGUGCAUUAUAAAGGUCAUGGAAAGACCCCUAAAGAUGCUGCAUCUGUCCGUGCAACACACCCGAUUCCAGCUGCAUGUGGGGUCUAUUACUUUGAGGUGAAAAUUAUCAGUAAAGGACGAGAUGGGUACAUGGGGAUUGGCCUGUCAGCUCAAGGUGUCAACAUGAACAGACUUCCAGGUUGGGACAAACACUCAUAUGGCUACCAUGGGGACGAUGGCCACUCUUUCUGCUCUUCUGGCACUGGACAGCCCUAUGGACCUACAUUUACAACAGGCGAUGUGAUUGGCUGCUGUGUGAACCUCAUCAACAAUACCUGUUUUUACACAAAAAAUGGCCACAGUCUAGGCAUAGCUUUUACAGAUUUACCGCCUAACCUGUAUCCCACAGUGGGUCUACAGACCCCGGGGGAGGUCGUGGACGCCAACUUUGGGCAGCAUCCAUUUGUCUUUGAUAUUGAGGAUUACAUGCGGGAAUGGAGAACCAAGAUUCAGUCUCAGAUUGACCGCUUCCCCAUUGGGGAGAGAGAAGGAGAAUGGCAAGCCAUGAUUCAAAAAAUGGUGGCCUCCUAUCUGGUUCACCACAGUUACUGUGCCACCGCUGAGGCCUUUGCCAAAUCAACUGACCAGGCUGUACAUGAGGAACUUGCAUCUAUCAAAAAUAGACAGAAAAUCCAGAAGCUGGUCCUGUCUGGCAGAAUGGGAGAGGCUAUAGAGACCACUCAACAGCUUUAUCCCAGCCUGUUAGAGAGAAACCCAGACCUCCUCUUCAUGUUGAAAGUCAGGCAGUUCAUUGAGAUGGUGAAUGGCACUGACAGUGAGGUCAGGUGUCUUGGUGGCAGGAGCCCUAAGUCACAGGACAGUUACCCAGGCUCCCCUCGCCUCUUCAACAGCCCUGUUCACAAACCCAGCAGCUCCCAGGCUUACCAGACAGGUUUUGAUAGUAAUUAUUGUAAUGGAGUUUCAUCAAGUAAAGGCCACACCUCGGCUCACAGUCACAAGUCAUGUCCUCCUACCCUUCCAAGUCCUGAGCUUGGUGUCCUGAAUGGUAGUAGGGGUCAGCAGACGAUUGUGAGUAGCGAAGUGGAGAUGGAGGUGGAUCACUUCUCAAACGGAGUGUCUGAAUCCUCUUCAAAUGGGUUUCUGAAUGGCAGCUCUACACACGGGACAGAGCCAGAGGACUGUGAUGCAGAUAUGGAAGUGGAUAGCACUCAGUCUAAGAGACAGUUGUGCGGGGGGAGCCAGGCAGCCAUUGAGAGGAUGAUCCAGUUUGGCCGGGAGCUACAAAGCAUGAGUGAGCACUUGCGCCGUGAGCGGGGCAAAAAUUCAGCGAAUAAGAAGAUGCUCAAGGAUGCAUUCAGUUUGCUGGCAUAUUCAGAUCCAUGGAACAGUCCCGUGGGCUACCAGCUAGACUCCAUUCAGAGAGAGCCUGUCUGUUCCACACUCAACAGUGCAAUAUUAGAGACUCAUAACCUGCCAAAGCAGCCUCCCUUGGCUCUGGCCAUGGGUCAGGCAGCUCAGUGCCUGUCCCUCAUGGCUCGCACCGGCAGCGGAUCCUGCGCCUUCGCAUCAGUGGAUGAUUACCUGCACUAACCCCUGGAGAAUCAUCACUUUAAACGACCACGUGACAGAGGCCCACAUUAUCCCGCUCCAUCCCAGACUCCCAAAAAAAAAAAAAAAAAAAA